CCUCCCGCCCUCCUCUACCUCCCCCUCCCGCGCCGAGACUCGCCGCCGCCGCAGCCGCAGGAGUAGCCGCCGCUGGAGCCGCGCGCAGCCAUGGCCGAGAACCCCGGCUUGGAGAACCACCGCAUCAAGAGCUUUAAGAAUAAGGGCCGAGAUGUGGAAACAAUGCGAAGACACAGAAAUGAAGUGACAGUUGAACUACGAAAGAACAAAAGAGAUGAACAUUUACUGAAAAAAAGAAAUGUUCCCCAAGAAGAAAGUUUAGAAGAUUCAGAUGUUGAUGCUGAUUUUAAAGCACAAAAUGUAACACUAGAAGCUAUAUUGCAGAAUGCCACAAGUGAUAACCCAGUGGUCCAGUUGAGUGCUGUCCAGGCUGCAAGAAAGCUACUAUCCAGUGACAGAAACCCCCCAAUUGAUGACCUAAUAAAAUCUGGGAUUUUACCAAUUCUAGUCAAAUGUCUAGAAAGGGAUGAUAAUCCUUCAUUACAGUUUGAAGCUGCUUGGGCAUUAACUAAUAUAGCAUCAGGAACUUCUGCACAGACUCAAGCUGUUGUACAGUCUAAUGCCGUACCUCUUUUUCUGAGACUUCUCCAUUCACCACAUCAGAAUGUUUGUGAACAAGCAGUAUGGGCUUUGGGAAACAUUAUAGGUGAUGGUCCUCAAUGUAGAGAUUAUGUCAUAUCACUGGGAGUUGUCAAACCUCUUCUGUCCUUCAUCAAUCCCUCCAUUCCCAUCACCUUCCUUCGGAACGUCACAUGGGUCAUUGUCAAUCUCUGCAGGAAUAAAGACCCCCCACCGCCUAUGGAGACAGUUCAGGAGAUUUUGCCAGCAUUAUGUGUCCUCAUAUACCAUACAGACAUAAACAUUCUUGUAGAUACAGUUUGGGCGCUGUCCUAUCUGACAGACGGAGGUAAUGAGCAGAUACAGAUGGUUAUUGAUUCAGGGGUUGUGCCAUUUCUUGUGCCCCUUCUGAGCCACCAAGAAGUGAAAGUUCAAACAGCAGCACUCAGAGCGGUUGGCAACAUAGUGACGGGUACCGACGAGCAGACCCAGGUUGUUCUCAACUGCGAUGUCCUGUCACACUUCCCGAAUCUCUUAUCACACCCAAAAGAGAAGAUAAAUAAGGAAGCAGUGUGGUUCCUUUCUAACAUUACAGCAGGCAACCAGCAACAAGUUCAAGCUGUAAUAGAUGCUGGAUUAAUCCCUAUGAUUAUUCAUCAACUUGCUAAGGGUGACUUUGGAACACAAAAAGAAGCUGCUUGGGCAAUUAGUAACUUAACGAUAAGUGGCAGAAAAGAUCAAGUUGAAUACCUUGUACAGCAAAAUGUAAUACCACCAUUCUGUAAUUUACUGUCAGUAAAAGAUUCUCAAGUUGUUCAAGUGGUUCUAGAUGGUCUGAAAAACAUUCUGAUAAUGGCUGGUGACGAAGCAAGCACAGUAGCUGAAAUAAUAGAAGAAUGUGGAGGUUUGGAGAAAAUUGAAGUUUUACAGCAACACGAAAAUGAAGACAUAUAUAAAUUAGCAUUUGAAAUCAUAGAUCAGUAUUUCUCUGGUGAUGAUAUUGAUGAAGAUCCUAGCCUCAUUCCUGAAGCAACACAAGGAGGUACUUACAAUUUUGAUCCAACAGCCAACCUUCAAACAAAAGAAUUUAAUUUUUAAGUUCCAUUGAGUGCAGCAUCUUUCCCACGUUCAACAUGAAGCACCACCAGAUGGCUACCAAAUGACAAGAACAACAGCUACAAAAGGCUCCAAAACGUACAUGCCUCUUUGUUUCGAUGCUUCUAAAGCAAGCCAUGUCUCAGUCACUUUGCAGUUGCCAAAAGCCACUAUCACAUGGACUGUAAAUGCAUAUGCAUGAUUUCCUAAACUGUUUUAGAAUUCUCCUUAACAGUCUCGACUACCCCAAUUUUCCCUGUUCCCUGGUGCCGCCCGCUGACAGCUGCAGUCUCCAGUUUAGAAUAUUCCAUAGUGGUGGCAUGUCAGCUGCCCACUUGAUACUCCUUUGGAAAAUGGUGCGCUGUGGAUCAAGACACUUUGGUAUGACGCAUACACACGUUGGAAGACUUUAAAGAGGUGCAGUCUGAUCUGAGCCUCCGUCAUUGUCCUCCACAAACAUUUUCAUACUCUUUAUGUGGAAGAAUAGAUUUUAAAGUACAAGCCAAAUGAUUUUCAUUGGUGGAACUGACACACACACAAAAGUAACUUAAAAAAAGAAACUUGGUUAUUGAUUAAACAGAUAAGUUAAAAAACAAAAACUGUACUUCAUCUACCAGUAAUUGAUGUGUUUAUUAUCUGCCUCAGAAGCCAGGGUUGGAGGAAGAACUUUAGCUAUGGAUGGUAAUGCUUUCGCCAUUAUACCUAAUUUUGAGAACAGCAAGCCCUAUUUGACCACUCACUUCAGCCUGUGUGUUCCUGCUGUUUUGAAGUAAUCAAAUGCUGUGCAUGGUAUUUUACCUGAGCUGCAACCUGUUACGGACUUGAACUUCUGUUUAAGUUGAAAGCAAGAGUCCCUGACUAUAAAGAAAUAAACAAAUAAAAACAAAAAAUACAAAGGUCUGAAGUACCCAUUGGUGAUAUUAAAAAAGAAAAUCUUGCUUUCAGCUUUCAGGAGUUAAUAUUUUUCGUUUUAAAUUGAUAAUUGGAUAUGGUUGAUUUAUAUUGGGUUUAAACUGUGGAGCUUUCAUGUUUACUGUAAUUUAGUCUUAAAAUAUUUUUUACUUAGUAACCAGUGCUUUUGAUAAUGUGGUUGGCAACAUACCAGCAACUAUUUAGAAGUGUCAUAAAACUUCUUUCUUUGAGUAUUGGAAAGUUCAUCCAGAUCCUACUCGAAAAGUAUAUUCAUAUAAUAAAAGAUUCAGACAAGGAUCUGCGUAGAGGAAUAAUCUGCAGUUAUUUAACAUAAACCUGAUUUGCAGUGAUCUUUAAGUAAUUCUGCAAAAUCUGGUAUUACUAUGUAAAGUCAUUGCUUUUGGAAAAUUGUCUGACCCAGUUAGUUAUUAAUGAAAGAAUAUGGAUUUGAAAAUUUUUAAACUGAAUAAUUUGUGCUGUCACAGAAAUGGUUUUGUUGCUGUUGUUUACUGGGUAUAAUUUCCCAAUGCAUUGAUGUGAAGGGAUAGAAAAUCUAAACUAAUUUAGUUAUGCGGUGGGAGGGGGGUUGUAUUUACUGUGAUGAAGAUGAGACAGAUGCCAUCAGAGCUUUGUGGAUCAGCAGGGGUGUUUUCACUGAUAAACAACACAUAGCAGGUGUGCAUUCAUUACAAAUAUAUGUAUCUGCCAAGGUGGAGCCACUUUAAAGAGUGAGUUUUGUCUUGUAUCUAAAGGGGAUACAAGCGUAUGUUUAAACUGCAAGAUUUUUACUUGCUAGAGAAUCUGUUUUAAUAUAGUGGUUUGGCCUCUGAUUAUUUAUAGGUUUUAUAAAUUUUAGAAUCAAUUUCUCUUUAAGGUGGCUCAGAUUUUUCAACUCUUGUGCACAUAAAAUUGAGUUGAAGUUCA
Camelus dromedarius (Arabian camel) is the source of this 3489-nucleotide messenger RNA. RefSeq names its product karyopherin subunit alpha 3 (gene KPNA3). Gene Ontology annotation, cellular component: cytoplasm; nucleus. Gene Ontology annotation, biological process: NLS-bearing protein import into nucleus. Lineage: Eukaryota; Metazoa; Chordata; Mammalia; Artiodactyla; Camelidae. Gene Ontology annotation, molecular function: nuclear import signal receptor activity; protein binding. The record is from RefSeq and is a predicted model, not a curated record. Bases 91 to 1656 code for a protein of 521 amino acids. The transcript has 17 exons.